Molecule: messenger RNA, 7878 nt
Organism: Durusdinium trenchii
Lineage: Eukaryota; Dinophyceae; Suessiales; Symbiodiniaceae
Source: the annotation of a GenBank genome assembly
AUGUCACCAGACGUCACCCACAUCAUGAAGGGCUGUGCUUGUCUGGUCCAAGGCAGCUUGCUCGUGGCUGGACACAGCCCUGGGUGCAACGUAUCGCAUUCGAAUCAGAGAUUGGGAGUGGCGCCCAGCCGCAGCCUCUUCCACAAGGUGGCCGCUGGACCCGUGAAGACGCUCCGCCCUGCCGCAGCUGGGCCACGCACCGCCGUGGACGCAUCGCCCAUGCCGGUGCCGCAGUCUGCGCCGCGGUGCCAAGUGCCACCCGAGCUGCCUGGCGCGACCGCGUCGCGUUCUCCGUUCGUUGCCACUAGUUGGCAGCGGAGCCCCGGUUCGGGGCGCGCCAUGGCCUGGAGCCCGCAGCUGCUGCGGCGCGCUCGACCUGGCGCUGGUGGUGGUGGCGGCGCUCCACAUCCUCGACCCCCCCAUGGGCAUGAUCGUGGGCCGCUGCUGUUUGACAUGGCAGCUGAGUCGGAUGAGGACCUCGAGCUCGACGCACCACCACACGCUACCACUGCGCAACUGUUGAGUACCUCCGACCCGGAAGUGAUCUUCAUGGGCUCCGACGAAGGUCUCCAGGACAUGGAUGACGAUGGACCAGUGGUUGACUCCUUUGGACGUCCCAAUUUGGCACCUCUCCAUGAGCGCUUUGUUGAGGAGAUGCCGGAUGGCCGGUUCGACCUAUUUGGUGACGAACCUGUUCAUUCCCGAGCCCCUCGAGUACCUCCUGCCGGUGUACCUGGCCAUGUGACCGAACCUCCUGGCCUUAGAGAACCUGGCAGUGCGAAGGUACCAAGACCUCCCAAAGAACCACGACCUGCUCGCGAUCAACGACGCCAUAAUGAACCACCGGUACAACCAGGUCAAGACCUUCGAGGGCAUCGACGCAAUGAACCACCUCCCCGAGCUGACAGGGGACCCGCGGCCGAGGAGGAGGUGAAGUUGUGUUGUGCCAUGUGCUCACGAGUCCAUAGAUGGUCACCUUCAACGCCAUGCCAAUACUGUGGCGCCAACAAGUUCUUCGACCCUCGUGCACCUCAGAAGCACCACACGGCAUUUGGCACAUGGAUGUACAUGCCACAUGAUAGCUCUGGCCCACCACCGUCUUCACAGGGCUCACAAACUUCAUCCUCGAGAAGGAGAAGGAGACGAAGGCGCAAUGGUCGACCAGACGACCCACCUGAUGAUCCUGAGGGCGACGAACUACAUCAAGAAGAGCAUGCAGAGAGUGAGCAGCCAACCAACGACCCUGUGCUGCCAGACGAGGCAGCCGAGACGCCUGAGAACCCAUUUCACUUCGAGGAGGAACCUCAACGAACUCCUGUACGACCUUCUCGACCUCCGUCGAUGGCUGCUUCACAGCGUGUGACACCUGGACCUGCAUUGCAAGAUCCCAUCGACCAACUCAGCAAGGCAUUGGCCAAGCUCAUCAAGAAGGGCAAUUCUUCAGAAGCCUCAUGGAAUUCCAUGAUGGGACCCUCCAAGGGGAUCAAGUUCCGUGGAGGCGCAGCUCCUGCACCACCGAAGUGGUACUUCAACCCUGAAGAUGUCCGCGCCUACGACCGCUACGAGCGGAAGGUAUUGUUGUGGGAGAUGCAGGCCAGACACUUCAUGUCACAGGCUGAGAUUGGUUUGACCCUGUACGCAUCCCUGCAGGGAGAAGCAGAACAGCAGCUUGAGUUUUUGGAGAUGAGCGAAGUUUACUCCAAGACCGGGGUCAAGACCAUCCUCGGUCUCCUCAAGAGCGCUUUCCAACAAAAGCAGGUUUAUGUGAAGCGCCACUACCUCCACACCUACGAAAACAUCAGCCGCUUCGGCUCAGAGUCCUUACGGACUUUCAUCAACCGGUACAAACGUACCGAACUGGCUCUGAAAGCCGUCGGCGUGGACAUUGCUCUGUCCUACGAUGCUGAAGCAAGAGGCAGCCGUUUGUUGGACCGCUGCCGAUUGAGUCAAGAUCAACAACGACUGGUUCUCGUAGGCACGAACCAGGACAUGAGCUUCGACGCGAUCGGAUCGGCCCUUGUCAUGCAAUUUCCAGACUACAGGCCUCCACCUCCGAUCGCCCAAGCCUACCAGAGCUCAAAAGGACCAGGCGGGAAAGGUUUUCCGCCGAAGCACUUCUCGAGUGGAACUACUUCCUCGGGUAUGUCUUCGGCAAGCACAGCUCCGACCUUGGCUUCCUCCUACCGCAAGGGCGAUGGGAAGAAUAGACCGAGGCGUGUUUUCCAGACGGUCAACGAGACCAUGGAUGGCUCGCCAGAUGGCGAGGCAGAGGAUCCACCUGCUCCUGAGGAUCCAUCUUUUGAUUUUGAAGAGCCAGCCAACGAAGAGGACGCUGGCGACGACAUCGACGGCACCGAUGACAACCAUGGUGCCGAGGAUGUGGAAAGCUUGAUGCACGUGCUCACCGUCACGGCUCGCAAGCUCGCGGCCAUGAACCAAGGCCGCAAAUUCAGGAACGCUCCAAAGAAAUCCAUCGAGCAGCGAAAGCAAGAGUCACCUUGUGCCGCCUGCGGCCAACUUGGCCAUUGGGCUGGCGAUGAAGCCUGCACUGUCUCCGCCAAAAAGGGCAAAGGCAGUGGCAAGAGCAAAGCAGCCUCCAGCUCAGACAAGUCGGACGGCAAAAAGGUGUUCACAGUGAAUCACUACACGGGCUUCCAAACUCAUGAGGAAGCGGAGGGAUGUUCGGACGUCGAGUACGAGCCGCAUGAUGUUUUGGUUGUUUUUCAAACAUCCCAACUUCCUGCAGCAUCCAUGAAGCACGCUGCUCACUUCAUGAUUUUGGAUUCGGCAUGCCAACGAUCGUGCACUGGAAGCCAAUGGUUCAACGAGCACCAGAUGAUUAUGAACAAGUUUGGGUAUGACAUCCCUAUCAAGUCCAGCUAUGAGAAGUUCAAAUUUGGUGCCGGCGAACCCUUGACCUCCAACCAGCUCGCGUUUCUUCCCGCCGGCAUUCGAGGUCAUGUUUGUGUUUUUGGAGUACAUGUUUUAGCAGCUGACAUUCCGUUUUUGGGCAGCCUUUCGGUCAUGCACAAGUUGUCAUUGACGUUGGAUUUCGCCAACCAGAUCGCCGUGUUGGGUGUGUUUGAUGGUUUGAAGGUUCCACUUGUGAAAGUUUUGGGCCACCUUGCAAUCAAGAUCACUGAAUUUCCCACCACGGACUCGCAUGCUUUGAUGUCAUGGUCACACGACAGUCCUGUUUGCAAGAAGCUCAUGCACUCGAAGGAACAUGAAGUCAUCAUUUUGCCACCGCCUGCAGCCUUUGGGACAGCUGAUCUCGAGCCCGCUGACCUUCCUCAGACCGUCCUUCAUGCACGACGGGCCAGCGACAUCGGCAGAGAAGUCAUGGGCCAGCUUGGUCAAAAGGCUGAUCCGCCUGACCAUGAGCGUGUGGACGCAAAUGGCGGCCUCAGUCAAGAUGGGCAUCAUGCCGCUCGAGCAGUACAAGGCAAUGCUAGCGUACGGCACCAAGAAGCUCAGCAAGAAUGCCAAUACCGGCAAGGGUGGACAGGCCAAGGCCUCCAAGGACAAGAAGAUCGUUCCGACACCGGCAAGUCCACCACCGCCAAGUCGACCGGCAUCUUCGUCACAGAGCUACAGCACGGGAGCCGAGCUGACGCUCGCACCUCCGAAGGGCAAGACAAGCAAAGCCAGCCGCAUGGGCUAUGCUCCGACCAAUCCAUUCGGCAAGACACCAACAUGCAAUCACCCGGACUUCAUCCGCUACGGCAACGGAUGGGGCAACUUCGCAAGGUGCAAAGCAUGUUACCAGAGGUGGCGCUGGAACGACGCGGAAGGCGUCUGGAAGUCGGAUGGCUUUUGCUCCAAACCCUCGCACUCGCCGCAGUCACCCUGGACGGCGGUGGAAUCGAUCACUCAGGUCUACCAGGAGCCCUUGAUGCUGGUGCCAGAGGAGACUAUGCCGACCCAUCAGCCCAAGCAGCUGCCUUUGCAUCGUGCCCAACCAAAGCGCAGGUCCAGGGCACCAUCAAUGACCUCCUCGGCAGCGGGCCAUGGAUUGACAGCAGCAGCGCUUCAAGACUUCGAUGUCCUGAUGGACAACGCCAGCACCUUCGGCACCCUUCACAGCCGCAUCUUAAGCUGGGACUCCGGAAGCGACUGAGCGGCAACAUGGCAAAGAAUGUCAAGACCUUGGAGAAUGAGGUGAACGUGCUCGACCACAUGCCCUAUAAGGAGAUCAUAAAGAACAAGGUCGACCUCCUCGAGCUCUACAGCGGCGCUGCAAGACCAACGGCUUUGGCAAAGCAGCAUGGAUUGACUUCGCUGCAACCCUUUGAGAAGGACGAUGGCUAUGACCUGAACGUUCGACAAGUGAGGAAAUGGUGCACUCAGGCGAUCAACCAGUUUCGACCUCUUUUGCUGCUGGUCGGAUAUCCCUGCACCCUCUACAACAUCUUCAAUGAGAAUCUGAACUAUUCCUCACCUGAUCGACGUCAGGAACUCUAUGAACUUCGUCAGGCAGACCUGGACGGACUGCGAUUCGCCAUACAACGGUGCCUUCAACAGCUCGCCAACGGUGAUCUCUUCUUCCUCGAGAACCCGCUCCGUAGCAGGCUCUGGGAUCAACCGGAGGUUCUUCGACUGGCACAGCACCCGGAUGUCAUCAAGGGCAGUUGCGACUCUGGUGCAUAUGGCGCUACUGACAAAGACGGCUAUGUGAUCAUCAAGUCCUUCGGCUACCUCACCAAUUCCACUGAGAUUGCCAAGGAGCUCUCCUGCCGCAUGACCAAGGAGGAGAAGACGCAUGCAAGGCCGCUUGAAGGCCAACGGGUGACGGACUCACAAGUCUACCCUGUGAAAAUGGUCCAUGCGCUGCUUCGUGGCCUACGAGCUGAAGCACAACGACGUGAUCCUGCACGAUUUCAACCUGUGCACUGGGUCCUAUAUGCUCAACCGGUUCACGAUGAACAACGCUGGACUCAAGAACUGGACAUGGUGAAGAAGCUGUUCGGCAACACGUCAGCCCGGACAAUAACACUCAAGCCCUCCAGCGAGAUCUACCAGAUCGUCAGCGAGCUUGUACCAUGGGAGCUCAGCCGUGUCCAGGCCACUUCAAGACCAAUGAUCCGCCGGCUGCCUCAGGACUUUCCAUACACUCAUCGAGGCAGUGCUAUCCAGUUCAACGACAACACCUUCGAGCUGGAAUCUGAGGAUCUUGGAGCUCUCGAGUUUCCGAGGCAGAAGUUUGGCCGUCCUGUGGCUUUCGCGAUCUUCUUCUACGGGGUCGCUGAAGAUGAAGACAAGAAGCCAGACAAGCCAAAAGAACAAGAGCCACAUCAUCACAUUCCAGGCCUCAAGACCGACGUCAGCUUUCCUGGACUACCUGCCGGAAUUCCACGAGAAGUUCAAGCUUCAGUGGCUCGAUUACAUGUGAAUGCCGGACAUCCAGCCCGGCAAGAGAUGAUCCGCCUUCUGACGAUGCAUGGGGCCAUUACGUCUCAGAUCCUCUCCUGCAUCGACCACCUCCAAUGCGGAUCAUGCAAGAGGACACAACUUCCUCAACAACCUCGUCCAGCAGCCAUACCGACCAUGUCAGGCCAGUUUGGCGAUCGACUUCAAAUCGACCGCUACUGGGUAAGAGACCUCACUGGCGCCAAUCACUGCUUCCUUGGCAUUGUCGACAUGGCCACGAACUACCAGCAGACGAUUCGGCUCACUGGACAAGGCGCCAAAGAUGUCUAUCACGCCCUCUGCCAAGUUUGGUUCAAGCCUUUUGGACAUCCCCUGGUCAUUGAAGCUGACGACGACCGGAACUUCGAGGGCGAGUUCAAAGAACGCAUCGAAGGCUUUGGCACACACCUUCUCAUUGUGCCGGCUGAGGCACACUGGAGGAUCGGAAGCAUCGAGCGCAAGAAUGCCAUCCUGCGCUCAACAAUGGAAAAGAUGAUUGAUGAGUAUGGAGUCACACAUCCAGAGAUGCUCGACGACAUCGCCCUGGCCGCCACACAGGCGAUCAACAGCUCAGUCACCUCCAAGGGACGCACACCCUACCAGGCUGUAUUCGGCCGUUUACCAAGGUUUCCUGGUGACAUCCUCGGUGAUGAACGUGCACUCCUGGCCAACUACGACGCUGUCUAUGCGGAGGAGAUGAGAAGUCACGCUCUGCGCAUCAUCGCAGAGACUAGAGCAUCACAUGCAGUUCGAAGAGCCCUCCUACGAAAGACAGCACCAUCUCGUGAAGAAGCACAGGCAAUCCUACCUGGCUCUAUGGCAGCAUACUGGAGAUGGCAAAAGAAGUCAAAGGGGCGCAAACGCGGAGGCUAUGUCCUGGCGCGACUGAUGAGCCAUGACCCUGACAACAAGAGCGCCUGGCUUCACAAUGGCAACAGUGUGGUUCAAGCCACCUAUGAACAGAUUCGGCCAGCAUUUGGCAUUGAGAACUGGUGCCCCUCAUCACAGGACAUUCAGAUGCUUCGAGAUGGCAGUACUAGACUGCAGAAGGGGCUAUGGCAAGAUGAACGUGGACCACCACCUCCUCGUCUUGACCAGCACCUGAAGUUGAAUUUGAACGGGCUGAUACCACCUUCUGAGGACGACAUGAUCGAGGGCGGCAAUCUUGAACUACCUGAACCACCGGUUCCUGCUCUUCCACCCGAUCCUGGACUGCCUCAACUACCUGCAGAUGGCGAACAGGAGACUCCUGUUCUGAUGGAUGCUACUGCGCCACCUCAUCGAGAACCCGAGACUGGUGAGCCACUGAACAAGCAGCCAAGGCAUGAGGUGAUGUUGAUGACAUCUCAAGACCGUGGCCGCCUUCAGCAGAUCACACCCCAACCUGAUGGAUGGGAUGGCUCACCGAUCAUCGAGAGUGACAACCCAUGCAUGGUCUACAGAACAGUGGCCGCCGAGAUGCUCAAUGAGCCGCUCUCUUCGGCGUCCUCCGAUGAUGAACAAAGAAAGCAGCCAUCUGAUCUGGACACCACAACAAAAGAACUCCAGCAGCUGUACGAAUGCAUCGACAUGGUCAAGAACACAGCUGCUUUGGGCUUGCUCUACCACCCGGUCAGCUUCGACCGCGCCAUGCACCUGGUCGGAUACUCCGAUUCCUCAUGGGCCAAUGCACCUGGCGGCAAAAGCCAGAUGGGAGUGCUGAUCCUGGCAUGCUCGCCGGCCUGCUUGAGCGGCACCGCUCGAGCGUCCAUCCUGGACUGGAAGAGUGCCCGCAGUCCGCGGGUGACAAGGUCAACACUGGCCUCCGAGGCCAAUUCAAUGGAUGAGACGGCCGACAGAGCCACCUACAUCAACAGCUACAUCAGCGAGCUCCUCUAUGAGGACUAUGUGCUCGGCCAAUGCCAUUUGGCCCAACUCCAGGUGACCGACUGCCGGUCCCUCUACGAUGCACUUCUGAGCCCGAAUCCGGCCCUGAGUGAGAAGCGCACGAUCAUCACCGUGCGGUCGAUCCAGGAGCAUGUGGACGCAAAGAGCGUCCGGUGGACACCCACCAAUGUCAUGUGGGCUGACUGCCUCACAAAGGUCAGCACUGACCUGAUUUUCAGCUUCCAGCAGUGGAUGGAGCAGACCCAGGUCUCACGAAGACCAGGUGGCAAUGGCCAAAUUGGACACCUCCAUUUCCAGUGCUUGGUGCAACCUGUGGUCGCGAAGCUGGAGGAUGAAGUGGACAGCGGCGAGAGUGUUUGGGAUGCGACUCCCAUCUCCUGCACAGUGUGCCGCACUCCGCAUGACAAUUUUGCGGAGCAUCUGCAGUCACAGCAGCACUACGAAUCGUUGCAAGCCAAGAUUGGUGAGAUGACUGGCAGGAAUCCCCGUCAGCUCCGCGCGGAUCAGUGCUGGUUGCAGUCCGCGGGACAGAUCACCUUCAAUCACCUCACCGGUGAGAUGACGAUCACGGGCGAGUGCUGA